Molecule: messenger RNA, 4227 nt
Organism: Numida meleagris (helmeted guineafowl)
Lineage: Eukaryota; Metazoa; Chordata; Aves; Galliformes; Numididae
Gene: FAM124A
Product: family with sequence similarity 124 member A
Exons: 4
Coding region: 77-1726 (549 amino acids)
Source: RefSeq, a predicted model, not a curated record
AGCCGGGAGCUACCGCCUCCCACAGACGGCGGCGGAGCGGCGGCGGCGGGCAUGGAGCGAGCCGAGUGCCGGCAGCAUGCAGCAGCAGCAGCAGGAGCAGCCCCGCGGCGGCGAGGAGGACUGCGGGGACUCGGGAGCCGAGACGGGCGGGUCUGAGUACAGCCGCAUGUCCUCUACCAGCAGUGAACUUUCUGUGGAAGACAUACAGGACCCAUUCCUUGUCAGUGUACAUAUUAUCACAGACCCGGGUGAAUCCAAGACUCUUCAGCAUGCGAUCGAUAAGCUUCUAGCCUGGAUCCAUCCAGAACUCCAGCUGUUUCGAGUCUCAGAAAGACGUGUGUCCAAGAAGCGCAGGAAGCCAAGUAAGGCUGAUGUUUCCCAGCCAGCCCUCGCUGUCAUUCUGUUCCUGCAGGAGGAAUAUGGAGAAGAACCCAUCUUGCAACUCCAUGAAACCUUUCAGCGGCCGCCUUGGCAUUACCACCACACAGAGCAAGUGCAUGGGAAGUUCCUCCCUUACAUGCCAUGCAGCCAGGACUUUUACACUUUGGCUCCAGAGACUCCUCUGUGGGCCAUUCGUCCAGUGCAUUAUGGGAAAGAAAUUAUCCGCUUCACGAUUUACUGCAAAAAUGAAAACUUUGUUGAUAUUUUGAAGUUUUAUGAGUUAAUACUGAAAAGACCAGUAUGUCAGAAAAAAGCGGACUUUUGUAUUUUUCCUGUCUAUUCUAACAUGGAAAUAGACAUCCAGUUCUCUUUAAAAAAACUUCCGAAGGGCCACGUGCCAAUGCCAACUGAGUCAGCAGUGCUGGAGUUCAGAGUGAAAGAUGUUGGACAGCUUGUUCCUCUCCUGCCCAACCCUUGCAGCCCAAUCAGUGAAGGCAGGUGGCAGACUGAAGAUCAUGAUGGAAAUAGGAUCCUCUUGCAGCAAGCGCGCAGUUGGUGUAGGAAGUCUGCAAAGCAGAACAAGCAACCAUAUCCGUCUGUGUCAGCAGAUUCCCACUCCACCACUUUGCCAGGCUUUCAUCCUCAAAGCCACCAAUCUGUCCCUGAACAGCCAAAAGAAGUGAGUCAAAACAAGGUGCAUCAUGCAAAUGGCCUUGGUCAUUAUCUUGGUUUCUCCCAGCAGGACCUCAGACACAGUGAUCAAGAAGACUUCACACGCAGAUCCAGCAGUGCCUCUAGCAUCUUGUGGUCAUUUAAACGAAGCAAGUCCCUGUUCUGCUUGCCCACAGUGAGUUCCUCCUCAGCCUCAGAGACUGCUCAUUUCAGUGAAGCGUUUCAGUUUUUAAAUACUGAGUCACCUGCAACCAGGUUAAAAACAUGGAGGUGCAGCCCUAGGCUUAACAUUGAUGACUUGGAGGAUGCACAGGAGACUGAUGUGGACACAGGGAGGAAGCUGUCCUUCUCAGACCUGUCUGUGGUCUCUGCAUACUCUGCCCUUGACAGAUUUUGCAGUGACUUGGAAACCUCUCUUCCCCAACAGAAGCAAACCUGCAGUAUGAGUACAAAGGCUUCUAGCACUGGAAGGCCUGUGUCCGUCAUGUGCAAUACCUUUAAUCCUAUGGAUGGUUCGCCACCAUCUCUCACUGAACGGUCUUCCAGCUCAUUGAUGUCAGCAUCUCUCUCCAAGCAGCGGAAACAGUCCUCAAGAGCAGCCCCUUGUUCCCUUGAUGGUUGUGGUAGCAUUUUCCCAGCUUCACCAACUAAUGAUGAAGAAUUUUACAUCUGAGGUUUCUCUGUCUUACACCUUCUGGGGCAAAUUUCUUCUUGUGAUGACUGCAGUGGACCCUCCUUGAGCUUACAGAAGUUUCCUCGUGGAAGAGAAGGUAAUGCAGAGGAGUAUGGUAAAUGUUUGAAGAAAGCUCUCAGAUCCCUCAAGAGAUGAAUGUCCCCAAAGUAUGUACCAUAAAGCAGUCUGAGCUGGUGGCCAGUACCUCUGCACUGGAGGGAGUGAUCUGCACAGAGGCUUGUCCAUGACAGUGCAAGGUGGAGGGUUUCUACGACUAACCCUUUGGACUAUUGGUGAAGAAAAUUCCAGAAAAGGUGCAUAAUUAUCCAAUUUUCUUCGACACAAACUGAAGAGUAAUUUGUGACACCAAAUGCUUUAACUUUUCAGAGAAAUUCCCUUAACUCAGAAAGGUGGGAGUACAAAGAGAUCUUUCCCGCCUGCAAGUUCCGAACAGGCAAGUCCCAGUAGCAUGUCUCCAGCAGGCUCAGAAAAGUUUCCUGUGAGGAUGCCCAUGGUCUGUUUAACAUCUGAGAGUUUACAGCGCUGGGUGGAAAGAAGCUCCAUUCCUCCCACAGGGAAGAGGAAGCUCCACUGGAUAUCAUUACUUUGAUAACACAGAAUAUGGAAAGUGCCAAACUGGAAAUUUUAUGUAACUUUUUCUACUCAUCUGCACAUGAAGCCCAUUCUUUCCAGCUGGGACUGUAGCCUGAACCACUUGCGUAAGCCAGUGGUAAUUCAAGUAAACAUUAUUUACUACCUCUAACUCAGACUAUUCAGAGUUUACCUUUUUGGAAAACAAAGCAAGAAAAACAACCCAGCAUUUUUAUACCUUGCUACACCACCAAUCCAAAACAUAUAACAACUCCAUUUUCUUAAGGGUUGUUAUUUUUCUGUUAAAAAUAAUUGAUGCAAAGAUGUAUUCUUCAUAUUUCCAGAGCAGGCUUACUUGUUUCAGGUAAAAUCUGUAUCUUCUCAAAUCCAAAGGGAAAACAAGUCAAAAAUUACUGGCUUUUCAAGUUGUGUUUUUAAAAUACAUGUUCUUGAUAACCUGUUUUGCUACAAUUAAAUUGAUAUUUAAAAAGGGAUAAAUUGUAAGUAAAAAGCUAUUAAUAUGGCAGCUAAGUAACUUCACCUGCAACUUUAAGCUCAAGGAGGGAAGGUUUAGAUUAAAUGUCAGGGGAAAGUUCUUCAAAGAGAGAGUGGUGGGGUGCUGGAACAGGCUGCCCAGAGAGGCUGUGGAUGCUCUGACCCUGGAGGUGUUCAAGGCCAGGUUGGAUGAGGCCCUGGGCAACCUGGUCUAGUGCCAGAUCUGAAGGUUGGCGGCCCUGCCUGUGGCGGGGGGGUUGAAACUUGAUGAUCCUUGGGGUCCAACCCAAGCCAUUCUGUGAUUCAUUCUAUGAUCAAUUCUAAGUCAGAUUUAUAGAUUGCAUCAUGCAGAUACUGAAAACUUACUUUUGUGCCAGAGAGAAGUGAUACUGACUACAGCUUUGGUCUAGCCAGUAAGAAAAUGGCUGUGUUAAAAGGUGUAUGUUAAAUGCUGCAUGAAAUCUAUACAGGUGCAGAUGCUGAAGGCUUACCAUGAUGGCACUGAAUAAAAAAUGCAUUUGUGAAGAAAAAUGUUUGUUAUGUUGCACAAAAUUAGUUCAAAUCUGUUAAAAUUUUAGUAUUUCUCAUCUGGAAGAGGGAAAAAAAAGGUAUUUUCAAAAUAUUUUAAUAGCACAAAUAGCAUUUGAUCUGGACAUGGAAUCAAAGUAUUCAGAGGACUGAUUUCAGCUGAUGUGUUUGCUGGAUCCUGGAAUCAGGCCAACAUCCAAGCUCUUGACAAAAGCUGAUUUGGUUAUCUAAUGAAGAGCAGGCUUUGAAAUGUCUUUCAGCUCUGCAGGAAGUUGUUCAGCAUAUCUGGGGCCAUCUCCUGACGCCUCAGGAAGCACUGGUAUUGGAAGUCUACAAGCAAGAAUAGGAUAGCUCAAGUGACAAUUGUGAAGCUUAUGUGUGCUGUUAACUGGGAGCUCCCCAGUCAUCUGACCUACAGAUUUUAUCCCAUUAAUCUUAACAGGAGGAAAGCCAAAUGAACUUCCACAGACUGAAUUCAUGGUGUCUCCACUGAUUCUGUCUCCAAGUAUUUCAAUUCUGUUUACUGAUACUUAACUAGAAAUGAAAGUUUUCACUGUUUACAUUCAUGGUACUUGUAAACAAAUUCUGAAAUAACUGAGCAUUUUAGGAAAAAAACAGCAAAGAUAGUGUACAUAAAACAUUUUGUUUGUAACAGAGAAAGUUGGAAGUUGAAGAGUGUUUCACUGAAGGUAGUAUUCAUUCUCUUUCCAUUAUUUAAGAAGGGGCUGAUCUCAUCAGAAAGCUAAAUAUGCACAGGUUUUAUGGUAUUUACCUAUGUAUCAUUUUGUUUUAGUUAAAUUAUGAAUAAUGUCACUGAGAAUUGCAGGUUUUCCCUGGACUUUCUUUCCUUCUUACCCUCAAAUGUGUUGUUUCUGUUAAAUAAAAUA